Molecule: messenger RNA, 1769 nt
Organism: Choloepus didactylus (southern two-toed sloth)
Lineage: Eukaryota; Metazoa; Chordata; Mammalia; Pilosa; Megalonychidae
Gene: CHI3L1
Product: chitinase 3 like 1
Exons: 10
Coding region: 103-1254 (383 amino acids)
Biological process (GO): chitin catabolic process; carbohydrate metabolic process
Cellular component (GO): extracellular region
Molecular function (GO): chitin binding
Source: RefSeq, a predicted model, not a curated record
GCUGGAAGCUUGGGGAAGAAGCCCUGUCCAGGGGGCUGGCACGGGAGCCCGUGGGCAGGCAGAGGGAGAGGACACGCCACGGCUGGCUCUGCUGCAGCCAGGAUGGGCCUGACGGUGGCUCAGACAGGCUUUGCGGUCCUGGUGUUGCUCCAGUGUUGCUCUGCAUACAAACUGGUCUGCUACUACACCAGCUGGUCCCAGUACCGGGAGGGUGACGGGAGCUGCUUCCCGGACACCAUCGACCCCUUCCUCUGCACCCACGUCAUCUACAGCUUUGCCAACAUAAGCAGCAAUGAGAUCGACACCUGGGAGUGGAAUGAUGUGUCGCUCUAUGACUCACUGAAUGCCCUCAAGAAAAGAAACCCCAAUCUGAAGACCCUCCUGUCUGUUGGAGGAUGGAGCUUUGGCUCUCAAAGAUUUUCCAACCUAGCCUCCAAUACUGAGAGUCGCCAGACUUUCAUCAAGUCAGUGCCGCCAUUUCUGCGGGCCCAUGGCUUCGACGGGCUGGACCUAUCCUGGCUCUACCCUGGACGGAGAGACAAGCAGCAUUUCACCACCCUGGUCAAGGAAAUGAAGGCUGAGUUUGCAAAGGAAGUCCAACCAGGAACAGAGCCACUCCUGCUCAGUGCAGCUGUGUCUGCAGGGAAGGUCAACAUUGACCAUGGCUAUGAUAUCCCCCAGAUAUCCCAACACCUGGAUUUCAUCAACCUCUUGACCUACAACUUUCAUGGAGCCUGGAGCAAGACCACAGGACAUCACAGCCCCCUAUUCAAAGGCCAGGCGGACGCAAGGACUGACAGAUUCAACAACGUUGACUAUGCUGUGGGGUACAUGGUGAGGCUGGGUGCCCCGGCCAACAAGUUGGUAAUGGGCAUCCCCACUUUUGGGGGGAGCUUCACCUUGGCAUCUGCAGAGACGGGCAUCAGAGCCCCGGCCUCGGGGCCAGGUCUACCAGGACGCUUCUCCAAGGAGGAAGGAAUGCUCGCCUACUAUGAGAUCUGUGACUUCCUCCGUGGAGCCACAGUCCAUCAACUCCUGGACCAGCAGGUCCCCUACGCCAUCAAGGGCAACCAGUGGGUGGGGUACGAUGACCCAGAGAGCAUCAAAAGCAAGGUACAGUACCUGAGGCAAAAGCAGCUGGCAGGAGCCAUGGUGUGGACCCUGGACUUGGAUGACUUCCGGGGCUCCUUCUGUGGCCAGAAUAUGCGUUUCCCUCUCAUCAGAACCAUCAGGGAUGCACUUGAUGCGCCUUAGCCCUCUCGUCGUUCUGCACCCAGUGGGAGCCAGGGAAGCCUCCACACCCUGGCUCCACCUGCCCUGAUCACCUGUCCUUUUUGAGUUCCAGGAUGAGCCCCAGUCUCCCUUCCUUGGAACCUGCCUGGAGGGCCACAGAUCUGAGAUUUGAGCUCAGCUCUGGUGGACAAGGAGGUAGGGGUUUGGGCCUGGGGUCAGUGAGGCCUCAGAACCCUCUCGGUGUUAAGACACACGCUUGAUAUACACUCGUUGAUUAAUGAAAAUGUUCACAGACCCCAAGCCUGCAACAGGGGAAUUCUUUGACACAGUUACCCCCAGCCCUCCUUGCCCAAAGACACCAUUUUGGCAAGCUCUACUGCCAAGUAGCCAAACAUCUUAAUACGAAGCAAAUGGUCUUACUAAUUAUACCCUAUGCAAAGCCCAACUUGAAACCUUCACCUAGGAACAUAAUCACAUCUCCCAUCCCACUUCCCUUUCCUAAAUCCACAGCUGCUCAAUAAAGUACGAAAGCUUAA